AUGGACCUGUACCUGAGUUGUCGUAGCGGAUCUGGGGGACGAUCUCCGGCCACCAGUCCAACUCCAAACCGCAGGGCUCCACCAGGACCCCCGGCCCGUCCAGGCUCUCGUGGUCCUCCACCUGGGCCUCCUCCUGCAGGGGGUCCCCCUGUCCCUUCUCGCCCCGGAGCGUCUCCUGACCCAUACAGUGGGCCACCACCCACCGUGCCCUCCAGGCCUAACCGCGCACCCCCAAGUGUGCCUAGUCGGAGACCCCCGCCAUCUCCAACCCACUAGACUCCCUGGCUCCUCCGUCCUUCCCCUCCUCCUCCGUUUAAUCCUCCCCUGGAUGAGAGGCCACAGACAACAGCGCCACCCUCCUGUCGUUUUCUGCCUCGUCUGACCUGCGCUGGUUCCCAGCUCCUGCUUCUCCCUCGCUUCCUCUUCUUUCCCUCCUCCUCUUCUUCACCUCUCUCCCUCAUACAGUGACGCAGAAUACUUGAAUCACACUUGCAUGACUUACAAACAUGCUGCACCCUGAGAACUCAAACUAUGUAAAGACUGAUGAAGCAAAUCAGUUAGCGUGUGCACGCACGCAGUAUACAGUCUAGUAAACACGUGCAAACACUUAAACAUGGAAACAUUUUUCCUGCUUUUAAACUAAAAGGGUAAACAUUUAGCAUGAAGCUAUGCCUGAGUAUUUCUAAUAAGUAUUCACUCUUAUUAUUCUCUCAUUCAUCAAUUGUUCUUUUAUUUCAUGUUUAUUUAUUUUCUUCCUUUUUUAAGGAAUUUCCCUUAAAAAAAAAAAAAAUUAGGGAUAAAUGCUUUAGUUCCUCUGCAGCAUUUCAGCCUCGGAGUUAAAGUAAGAGGCAGAAAAUGUUUCAAUCAGCAGAAGUGACGAUGGAUAAAGUAUUUCAUAAGGGAGGUGAUGCAAGCUGGACUUUUUUAUAACUCUGGUGUCUUCUCACUGCACUAUUCAGAUUUUGAGUUAAUGUGUUAUGGCAGUUUUCCAUAUUCGUGUGUGAAGGCGACUGACUUUAAUCAAGUCUGCUUGUGAGCUAAACUAUAAAGAACAAACCGUGAAAGAGGAGGUCUGUCUCACACCCUGCAAAUCAUGGUUUUCAUUACCAUUAGCAUUGUUGUAAAAGUUGACCUGUUUCUCACGUGGCUGUAAAAUAUUAUUGCUAACUAAACAGCCACUAGUUGUUAAUGUUUGGCCUCGGUAAUCUGUUAACCAUCAUGCAUAGUUUAAAAGAAGAGCUGGAUUUUAUUUCCUUGAUGAUUUUUAAUAUUCAUCUGGUUGUCAGGCGAUUCAUUAUUCAAAAAUGUAAUCUUACCACAUGAUAUCUCAUGACCACAUCUUAAUUACAUAAUUCCUAUGCCGGAAUAACCCGUGGCUACACAUUACUAACUGGUGGCAAAGCAAUAAUAUCCCCCUCACCCUGGAGGUGAACAUCGUCAUUUCUCUGGUGCCUCCUAACCAUUACGAUUUUAGGCUUUCUCUUGUUAUCUUUAAUCUCUUCAUCCUGGCAAAUAAGAUCGUCUUUUUAUUUUCUCUCUUCUUUCCCAUCACCUAAACAGCCGGUCAAACAAGGGCGGGCCCUCUCGUCCCGAGAGCCCCCUGCCACCAUUCGACUCUUAGAAGGAAACAUUCUCCCUGUUACCUCUUCUCCUUCUUACGCUCAUCUUGCAUUUAUCCAUCCACCCAUCACUCACUCACUCACACGAGGAGAGGAAGGCUUGAAUGAAUAACAGAAGUAAAGGAUCGCCUGCAAAUUCUUCACCCUCAGAUAGACGCUGCUGCUCUUCGUCCAUUUUUCCUCCUCCUCUUCAUUUCAGCCUUGAAGGACGGGAGGAACUGCCCGUUGUAGCCUCAGGAAGGCCCUCAGUGUCACUGUUACAUCCACCUGCGAUUUAAAACUGCUGUUGUCUGUGCUUCCACACGACCUAUGCAACAACUGACGUAAAAGGAAAAAAAAAAGAUGCCUCUCCCGUGUCUUUCUUGCUCUCUGCUUCACACAAAUGUUGUUACUGCAUUAUCUUUAAGCAAAUGUGCAGCUUCAGACAACUGCAGGACACACAAGACUCCAACCUGAGAGGAAGGGAGUCUUUGGCCUGGGUUGAAGCUCUGUGACUGUUAGCUAGAUAGCUCUUUACAUAUCCUUUUUAUUCAGACGGGGAAAACAGGAAUAUUUGCCGUGUGAAAACAUUCAGAAUUUUAAGUCAGUUGAUGAUUUGCAAUUUCUUCUCUUUUCCCCCCUUUUCCCAUUUUUUUUGUUUGGUUUUGUCUUUUUUCCAGUGGUCACGGGGGUGAGUGAGCACACUCAAAAACAGCCACAGUCUAUGCAUAAAACUGGCAUUAAAUGAAAAAGCUCCUUCUCUUUCACCCUGUCAUUUUACACGUGUGAGAACCUGUGACCCGUGCAAACCCACCACCUUUUCUACCACUGACCUCCACUGUCAGCGUGAUGUGGUGUAUUGUAUUUUUGAACCCAAGCAAAAAACAUCCCACCAGCCACAAACAAUAAUCUACUAUUCAUUCCUUGUGCAUCUGGUACUCCACAACUGCAAAGUAAACACAACUAAGCAUAUUCUUCUUCUUAUUUAAUGGUAAAUAGUUUAUUAUGGACAUAUCUUAUUGUGUUAUUCUGUAUAUGUGUGAUGCAUCUUAUUGAACUUUCACUAUCUAGGGAAUUUAGUGUAUGAAACCGCUGAAUAUUUAAAUUAUGACAAAAUGAGUAUAUGUAUAAGGAAGUAAUGUUUUAAAAACUACAAAAAAUAUAUAAUACAAUGAUGUAUAUGGGCAACUGCAGGCUGUUGAAUACUUUGGCUUGCAGCAGAGGGCUUUUGCUUUUCUUGUCCUUCUGUGUGUAGAAUAGCAGCGAGGGGCGGGCUGAAUGUGUGAAAGUCCUGCAGCGAUCAGGUCCUGCGUCUUGUUUAGACUGAUGUGGAUGGAAAGGUGACUUUAACCUGCAGGACUGCUGUGCUCUGUCAAGACAUUAAAAACUUCAGUGUGUAAUCAGG
Neolamprologus brichardi is the source of this 3003-nucleotide messenger RNA. Lineage: Eukaryota; Metazoa; Chordata; Actinopteri; Cichliformes; Cichlidae. The record is from RefSeq and is a predicted model, not a curated record.